This is a messenger RNA of Podospora anserina S mat+, 864 nucleotides long. RefSeq lists its product as uncharacterized. The coding region runs from base 1 to 864 and encodes 287 amino acids. Gene Ontology annotation, biological process: N-acetylglucosamine metabolic process. NCBI's taxonomy places the organism in Eukaryota, Fungi, Ascomycota, Sordariomycetes, Sordariales, Podosporaceae. The transcript is spliced from 2 exons. Gene Ontology annotation, cellular component: cytoplasm. The record is from RefSeq and is a predicted model, not a curated record.
AUGCUUCGUCCGACGCACAACAUCAAGGGUCUGCAUCUCCUCAGACAGCGCCUCUCAACACCCGGCCCGUCCUUGGCUCCCGCUCAGCGUGCCAUUGUCGAACAAGCUUCUGCUUCCUUCGCCAGACGAUUUAGCGGUGGAACCUUGAAGAAGCCCCAGAGGCAACCCCACCAUCGCGGCACAGGUGCAACAAGAGAUUUACCGGGUAAACACAUCCCAGCCAUGGGCGAGAAUACCGAUACACUGGCCCAGGUCGACGCUCCCUUUCCCCUGACAGAGGUCGACAAAUGGGUGCUCUCACAGACCGACGAAGAGUUCAAAUGCCAUGACUGGGACGAGUUAUGUGUGAUCCUUCAGAACAACAAUCUCCAUCUUCUCAAGAGAAAGCCAUCCGAUCUUCGGCGGUACAUCAAGUGGACUACCGAGACAAAAGCCGAGUAUGGCAACAUAACCAACUUUCUCAUUACCCAUCGGCUCCCCAAGCCCUGGGGCAAACCACCCUUCACUCCAGCUUCCAGUAUCCCGUUUGAGAACCCAUCCGACUACCGCGUUCUCAUGAAUGACUGGCCCUACGGCUUCGCUCCAGGCAUAUCUCACAUCGUUGUGUGGACACGCACUCCCAUUGCCACAGAUGACACCGUCGGAGACAUGACGCAUGAAAGCAGGAAGAUCGUGGCCGAUUUCAUCAAGAGAUUCUUCGUAGACCGGCUCGGACCGGGAGGCGAGAAAAAGGUGAUUUGGUUCAAGAAUUGGGUGGCCCUUCAGAGUGUGCGGACAGUCGAUCAUGUCCACGUGUUGGUGAGGGAUGUAGAGCCGCAGGUGCUGGAGGAGUGGUCAAGGGAGCUCGAAUGCCACAAGGCAUAA